UAUUGACAACUGUUAUUGGUGCGAUUAUUCAUAACAUUGAUUUAUCCAAAGUAUUAGAUAAACCUAAUAUUAUUCAACAAAUCGAACAUGCAUUAAUUAAACAUCAGGUUAUAUUUUUUCGCAAUCAACAUUUAACUCCAAAACAACAUCGUGAUUUUGCUCGUUUAUUUGGUGAUUUACAUUCACAUCCAUUUUAUUCUCAUGUUCAGGAUAUGCCUGAAUUAAUGGUUCUAGAAUAUGAUUCUGACAGAAAACCAAAUAAUGAUCAUUGGCACACAGAUAUAACAUUUACCGAAAAACCAGCACUUGGUUGUAUUUUGUAUGCACGUGAAAUUCCAUCUGUUGGUGGUGAUACACUAUGGUCAAGCAUGUAUUCGGCCUAUGAUGCUCUAUCAUUACCAAUGAAAAAUUUUUUAAGUACAUUAUCAGCUGAACAUUCUUAUGCAAAAAAUUUUAAUUUAACAAAUGUUCAUCUGCCUGAUGCUAAAGAAAAAUUAGAUAAAGCAACACAGGAGCUACCACCUGUUAUACAUCCUGUAAUUCGAACACAUCCAAUAACAAAACGUAAAUUAUUGUUUGUUAAUAUUACUUUUACAACACGGAUUAUUGGUUUGAGUGAAGUUGAAAGUGAUAUGUUAUUAAAUUAUUUAUUCAGUUUGGUAAAUAAACCAGAAUAUACAAUUCGAUGGCACUGGAAAGAAAAUGAUAUUGCAUUCUGGGAUAAUAGAUCAACUCAACAUUAUGCUAUUGGAGACUAUUGGCCUAAUCGUCGACGAAUGGAAAGAGCAACAAUUAUUGGUGAUAGACCUAUUUAA
Rotaria sordida is the source of this 815-nucleotide messenger RNA. NCBI's taxonomy places the organism in Eukaryota, Metazoa, Rotifera, Eurotatoria, Philodinida, Philodinidae. The record is from the annotation of a GenBank genome assembly.